Molecule: messenger RNA, 532 nt
Organism: Halteromyces radiatus
Lineage: Eukaryota; Fungi; Mucoromycota; Mucoromycetes; Mucorales; Cunninghamellaceae
Product: homeobox KN domain-containing protein
Exons: 4
Coding region: 1-525 (174 amino acids)
Biological process (GO): regulation of transcription by RNA polymerase II
Molecular function (GO): RNA polymerase II cis-regulatory region sequence-specific DNA binding; DNA-binding transcription factor activity, RNA polymerase II-specific
Source: RefSeq, a predicted model, not a curated record
AUGGAUACUUUUACUGAACAUCAGAUUCGAUUAUUUCGACCUAUCAUAUUAUUUCACGAUCAUCCUUUCUCCUUUUCUCCUUCAUCUCCACAAGAUCAACGCCAUUCAUAUUAUUCAUCCAACAACAAUCUAUGUAACGAUCAGUUCCUUCCUUACUCUUCAAAAAUAAAUAAUGGAAUGGAUCACCAUUUGGAAACACACAAACAAAGGAUCAAUGAUAUGUUAAAGGUCAAUAACAAACGACGAAGAGGAAAUCUCCCAAAGCCUGUCACUGCCAUCCUCAAAAAAUGGCUAUUGGAACAUUGUAGAAAUCCUUAUCCUACCGAAGAAGAGAAGCUUCAACUCAAAAGUGAAACCCAUUUGACUUUGAAUCAAAUCAGUAAUUGGUUCAUCAAUGCUCGUCGUCGUACUCUUCCUGUCAUCUUGGCCAAAUUGAAUCAUCAUUAUCCUGGUAUCAAAGCAAGAAGACGAAGAAGAAGAAGACAAAGACAAGAUAAAAACAUCUCUGACCUGACGGAAGCAUGAAAAAAAG